CCAACCCCUCCCUCUGUCCUUCUCUUUUUACCCUCUUACUCUUUUACUUUAUGUCAUUUACAGACCACUGCUUCUGCUGCAUAUUGACAAUGCUCUCUGUCAGUUCACUCCCCAGUACUGUGCUUCUCAGCUGUCCCAGCAUGCAUCAGGAAAGCAGCUGUGUGAUGUCAGAUUCAGACCAAGUGGAAUGGGGUCUGUAUCAGACACUACAGGAAGUACUGAGAGAGAUUGGGCUUCCCAAAACCACACAUAGUGGACUUGCACCAGGUGAAUCCUACUCAGAGCUGUGUUUCUGUGUGUUGGGUUCCCCACUCCCCCAUCUCUCAUUCCUGUUAGAGGCAGGUCAGGUAAGCCCAGGUGAUUCCCUCCUAUGUCUCUCCCCUUUUUGGGUCUCUCGUGACUUCACAUCACUCAUGGUCCACAAAGCCGUGGCCUUCGACCUCGGGGGCCGCACCACCCUCCUCACCUUCAGUCCCCCCCGCCGGAUAACUUACCUGCUGACCUGCAACCCCUGGGCUGGACAGGAAGUGACGCGGGAGGUUGACUGUCCAAUGGGGGGGUCUCAGGAGCUGGAUCGUUUCUGGGGAGACAUCCUGACCACGAGGGUCCUGCUGCAGAAAGCCAAAAUCAACUGCCCUCCAACCCUGGCACUCCUCCUGCCCCUGGGACAGAACAGCAUGGGGGAGGGGCGCACAGGGGUAGUUGAGGUGGUCCUGUUGGAGACAGAGGGGUUGCAGAGGGGUACAGAUUCCGUCCGAAACAAGCUGACAACAUUCCUGGAGUCUGACGCUUUGAGACAGGCUGACAGGGUGUGUGGCAAUAACCAGAUUGGAGUAAUUUGCCAUCGGAAAGUGAUCUUGAGACGCAGUAGAGGUGGAACAGGUGACAAACUUCUUCACCUGCCCCGAGACAGCAGAGAGGAGGUGUGGAUGAAGGUGACCCAAAUACUGCCCCUCCUAAUGCCUGGAGAGGCCAUCCUGGUUGAGGCCUACUGCCCUCCACUGAAGCCUAGACCUCGAGUUGAAGAUCACACCUGGGAGCAGUACUCCAGCGAUCCUGGGAGGAGACUUGAUCUCCGUGGGGUGUUGGCUACAAGGCACUUUGAGCCCGAUUGCAGGCCCCAGGUUCCUAAUCUGUCAUUCAGGAUGUGUGCCACUGUCACCCGCUCCCCCCAAAACGUCCCCCUGCUGUACAAGUUGGAGUGUAAAGUUCGACCGAUGGGCACCCCUCCAUCUCAAUAUCACUCCAUCUCUCAGUCCUUGGAAACCACCAUGUCUGACCUUGCCUACUGUGACCCGUCCAUGACCGCCUCCCUCCGGCGCCUGGCAACUGAUACCGCCCAGGCCUGCCUCCAAGUUGUCAUGGAGACAGAGUCCAAGAUGUCACCAGAGCAACGGGGCGGGAUGUAUGCUCAGAGCGAUGUAAUAGGAGUGGACCUACUCAUCACUCUCUCUAAUUUGGUCAUCUCCCCCGUCGUUGUGGGGCUGCGCCCGUCUCCCCAGCUGAGGCCCCACUUCCUGGAAGGUGGCAUGGGUGGCUGGGAUGGCAAUGGCAGAGGUACAGGGUGGAACAGGGAGGGCUGUUUAGGUAGCCUGCUGCAUUCCCCCUUGGCCCGCUCGCAGUGCUACCUGAUGAAGGGGAAGACAGUGUUGAUCAUCGGGGCAGGAGGGUACAGCAAGACGUUUGUGUGGGAAGCAGCCACUCAGUAUGGUUUGAAGAUUAUGCUAGUUGAAUCUGAUUCCUCCCACUUCGCCUCACGCCUGGUGGAAUACUUCUUCCCCCUACCGGACCUCCCCGACCAUGGCCGAGAUGACCAGCACUGUGCGCGCAUCUGCGAGUGGGUGGAAUCGUUGAGGCUUCAACCAGACGGAUGUGUGUGUUUCUGGGAUGACUGUGUGGUGCUGGCCUCCCUGGUCUGCAAGAGCCUGGGUCUCAGGGGUGCUCCACCCGAAGCUAUCCACAUCGCCAAAGAAAAGAGCCGCACCCACCUGCACCUACUGGGGCUCCAGGAACCCACAUCCAAGAGACCAGGACCCCAUGAGGGCAGCCAGCCGGCAGACUCUGUUGCCAUAGAGACAGUGUUGGAGUUAGAGGGAGAAAGCCUGAGGGCCAUGAUGGAUUUUGACAGGAGGGAGAAGGUGGGCCUUAAGGGGGAUGCAGCGGAAAAUCAUGGCAAUGGCAACUCAGAUCACUCCUCCCCCUCGCCAGGUUCCUUCCGGCCCUGGGUACCCCACCUUUCACCCCCACCCGCUGCUUAUGGUGUGCCCUGUGCCCAUGUAGAGAAUGCCCAGGACCUGAAGGAUGCAGUGCAGCAGGAAGGGGUGAGAUUUCCCGCUAUUAUGAAGCUGGAGUACGGCGCUGGGGCAGUGGGUGUGAAGCAGGUGGGCUCACUGGAGGAAGCUGUAACACACCUGGAGAAGAUUGCGGGAGACCUACGGGAGGAGACUGAUUACCCAGGUAUUGGGCUUGGUUGGGGGAAUGCCAUGACCCUGAUGGAGUUUGUUGGCGGUACCGAGCAUGAUGUGGACCUGCUGCUCUUCGACGGCCGGCUGGAGGGCGCCUUUGUUUCAGACAAUGGCCCCACCCGAUUGCCUGCCUUCACCGAGACAGCUGCGCAGAUGCCCACGGGCCUGGCACCGGACAAGCGGGAUCAGCUGAUCUGCGCUGCCUACCACAGUUGCCUAGCCUGUGGAUUACGUGAUGGCGUCUUCAACGUGGAGCUGAAGAUGACACUUCUGGGGCCUCGCCUCCUCGAGAUCAAUGCCCGCAUGGGUGGCUUCUACCUGCGCGACUGGAUCCUCCAGCUCUAUGGCGUGGACAUCCUACUAGCUGCCUUCAUGGUAGCCUGUGGCCUGCCACCCCGCCUGCCCUCAGCCACCGGCCUCCCGCCGCAGGGCCACUACGCCGGCAUAAUGUGCGUAGUGUCACAGCACCGGCAGGCGCUGAAUACCACAGCACACCCCAAGCGCCUGCGCUGGCUCCACCAGAAGGGGGUGCUGCGGCUUAAUGAGUUGGAGGAGGAGCUUAUCUCCGGUGAGUAUGAGGAGCCCUACUGCAACAUCAGCGUGAGGGACUCCCGGGCAGAUGAUGCUCGACAACGCCUGCUGGCACUGUGCCAGGGACUCGGGCUGCACUGCCCGCCCCGCUAUGACGUGGGCUAUUUCCUGUCCCAUUUUAAAUAAGGAGCCUCCUUCCUGUUUUACUUUCAGUAAACAGCCUACUUCCUGUCCCGCCUUAAAUAGAAAGCCUAUUUCUUGUCCCACUUCAAAUAACGGGCCUAUUCCUGUCCCAGUUUAAAGGAAUACACCAACAUUUUGGGAAAUAUACCUUUUCCGACUUACCCAGACGAGAUGUUUUGUGCAUUCACUGGCUCGGUUUCCAUGUUAGCAUAAUGUGUUAGCACCUUACAGCAACUCUGAAGCUGUCUUAUUUACACAAGUGCAUUUGUGCAUCAUGUGCAUUUGAAAUACAUGUGCAGGAUUUUUUUUUUAAACAAGAGAUGAUGUUUUCAGAGAAGUUAGACUGAACACAAAUGCUUCCUUCUGUCUUCCACUGGUUGUUCAGAAGGUAUGCGGAUCACACAAAUCUUCCCCGCACAUGUAUUUCAAAUACACGAUACCUCAUGCAAAUAAGACAAAGUUGCCGUGAAGUGUAUUUCUUCACUUUGAAGGUAGGCUACUGACUCCUAUAGGCUUCAAAACUUUAUGCUAACCUAACAUGUUAUGCUAACUUGGACACCAAGCCAGUGAAUGCAGAAAAAUGAAAAUUAAAUUAAAAGUCUGGGUAAAUUGGAAAAAAGGUAUAUUUCACAAAAUGUUGUAUUCCUUCCUUCCUGUCCCACUUUAAGUAAGGGCCUACUUCCUGUCACAUUUCAAAGGGAAAUUCCAGCAUAUAGAAUACCGGAGGUAAGAGUGGGGCAGAGGAGAUACAUAUGUGAGCUGAUAUGGAUAUUCUAUGCAUUACAAUAAAUUAUUUGA
Molecule: messenger RNA, 3977 nt
Organism: Conger conger (European conger)
Lineage: Eukaryota; Metazoa; Chordata; Actinopteri; Anguilliformes; Congridae
Product: carnosine synthase 1-like
Exons: 10
Coding region: 51-3182 (1043 amino acids)
Biological process (GO): carnosine biosynthetic process
Molecular function (GO): ATP binding; ATP hydrolysis activity; carnosine synthase activity
Source: RefSeq, a predicted model, not a curated record